Molecule: messenger RNA, 1234 nt
Organism: Poeciliopsis prolifica (blackstripe livebearer)
Lineage: Eukaryota; Metazoa; Chordata; Actinopteri; Cyprinodontiformes; Poeciliidae
Product: urokinase plasminogen activator surface receptor-like
Exons: 6
Coding region: 202-837 (211 amino acids)
Source: RefSeq, a predicted model, not a curated record
CUUGGAUGCAGCUGCUCAACCAUGGAAACCCAUUUUAUGAAGCUGUCUGCAGACACAACCUGAAAGAACGUGACGUUUGGAGUUCAGCAGUUGUUCUGCUCUAGGAGAAAUGGGAGUGGUCUGAGGCCAAGUGGCCAGCCCUACUCAGGAGAACCACAUAUGAAAUGAACAGAGGAGAUUCAAGCUUACUCAGUCAGGAAGAUGUCUCUUCACAAAUUGCACUUUGUUGUACUGUUUGCCGGCAUUUGGCUUCUUCCGAAAGCCAACACCCUGGAAUGUUACAAGUGUGUACCGGAAACAUCUGGAGGCUGCAAUACCAAAGUGCAAUGCCCCUCACAGGAUAAUCAAUGUGCAGCAGUGAAAAUAAUAAGAUACACAGGUGGUUCUGCAGACAAUGAGACCAAAUCUAAACAGUGCUUUCAACCUGGAGAUUGUGUUGGAGGCUCAGUCAGCUUUGGAUCUCAGAAAACUGUUAUUGUGAGCGAGUGCUGCACCACAUCUCAGUGCAACACCAAAGAUCCCUCUGGGCCUAAGUUCAAUCCAAAUGGUAAAAAGUGCUACAGCUGUGAAGGUCAACAGUGCGUUAGAACUGAAAACUGUAAGAAUGAUGAGGAAUAUUGCAUCAAAUCAACAAUCAACACAGGAGGGACAAGUCAAACCUUGAAGGGUUGUGCUUCCAAGACGAUGUGCCCAGAAUACGCAUCAGAGUUUUUUAAACCUUUUAUCUUACAAGGAAGCAGCUGCUGCCAGGGAGACUACUGCAACAGCGCCAGCGGUGCAAGUGCUGGCCUGCUGCUGUUGUUUGUGUCGCUGAUGUUUCUGGUCUUGUUAUCUUAGAAGAUCCACAAACAUACAUCAACACAAAGCUGUCUAUUGCAAGUUAUUUUCAAUAUUUCUGUUGUGGAAUAAAUCUCAAUCUGUUUGUCUUUUUUUCAUACGUUGAAAAGUGGAUUGUCAUUAUCUAAAAUAAUACAACUUUAAGAGUAAAAGCAGAAAUUAAAUGAACAAACAUUCCUCUUUCAGUUGCCUAAUAAAGAAUUUAUUUUCAUCUGUAAUAUUCAAAAUUUUUUGAGCUAUUAAAAUGAGAAAAAACAUACAAUGUGAUAUUAUUCAUGUUAUUUAAAAGGGAACACACACACAUACACAUAUAUAUCAUAAUCCAUCUUGUGUGACACUCCUUUAUCCACAUGAAGAGAAUACUCUGCCAUGUAUUCUCUUCAUGGCAGAGAUUAGA